AUGACGCGAUACUCCCUCCCACCAAUCGGCCACUCGAUCCACGGCCAAACACAAGCAACACUCAUGCAGCUGCACCAACAGUCGCUAGAGCGCACCCUCCAGUCCACAAUCACCCUCGUCGACGCCGACAACAACCCCAUCGCCACAAAUCAACAACUGCAGAGGUCUCACACCAAGAAGAAGAAGAAAUUUUACCCGUGGCUCCAACGUGAUUCUCAGAAUCAGCGAGAGAAGAUUGGAGGCGAGGGAUCCCGGCGCCGUCAACGACAUGAUAAUGGCAAGUAUAUUGGGUAUUUUGCUGAUAGUCGUGGAGGAGAUAUAAGAUACAAGUUUGUGCAUCAUCCGUUUGCGGUCCUCUACCAGGCCGACUUGGCCUUUCCAGGCUACGGUCAGGAUGCACCAUCGUUCCAUUGGAAAUACGACUCAGUCAUCGAAUCCCUCAUCCGUAACAACCCUCCUUCCUCAAGACGCUCCAAGGCCGCCAAUGCCAACGAGGAAAUGUCUGAGGCAACCCCUUCUGCAAGUGCGCCUCAGAUCGGCCAUCGACUCUUGACGCGUGCGCAGCGGAAAGAUAUCAAGAAAGUCCAUGUCCCCCAGGGAAUCGUCAUGCAGUAUGAGGGAGAGUUGGUUAACUUUUUGGAUCAGCUUACUCUUUCUGGCGAUGAGAGCGAGAGUAGCGACGAUGAGAGCAACCCUGCUGACGCGUUGACUCUUGUUGCUGCUGCAUCUGUUGCUGCUGCCGAGACGGUGGAGGAGUUGUCCACUUGGGUGGUUAUUGAGAAGCCUGCCGCAGUUGAGACGCAGCCAGCCAAGGAGGUCCUUGUAGAGAAGAAGAAUGAGACUGCUGUUGCUGCUGUUGCUGCUGUUGCUGCUGUUGCUGCGGCGGAGGAGCAAGAGGCCGAGGACGAGGAGAAGCCUCAGGUCUACCUCCGCUGGGACAUUCAGGACCAGUUCCUUCGUUUUGUCGCCCAUGCCCUCGUCGCCUUCUAUGGCCUCGUUUCCUUCAGUAAAACGGCAAAAGAUGGAAAGCGGUGGGUGUACAUUUGCCAUCCCAACCACCUGGACUCGAUCUACCAAUUGGCCUCCACCCCAUCCACCCCAGCAACCACUCCCGGAAGCACUGCAGAGCGGCCGCAAGGUCCUCGUCGCCAAAAGACGUUGGAACACGUUCAAGAGAUGGCCAUGCAUGAGUUGGAGAUACUGUGGAAUCGGAUCGAGCCCACAAAGUUGUUGUCGAGCCAUUGUCCCCGCCCCGAUAUGACGUUCUUUGAAUAUCUUUACCCUGCUACUCAGACUGUCUUUUGA
Messenger RNA from Linnemannia hyalina, 1305 nucleotides. Lineage: Eukaryota; Fungi; Mortierellomycota; Mortierellomycetes; Mortierellales; Mortierellaceae. The record is from the annotation of a GenBank genome assembly.